AGUGGCGGGUUAUCAUGGCCACUGCUUCAAGUUAAUGCAUUCUGUGCUCCAUCUGUCUGGAUGUGCUCACGGAUCCGGUCACCAUACCACGAGAGCACAACUUCUGUAGGUCGUGCAUAACAAAGCACAGGAAUAUCAGCCAUCACCAGCACCUUACCCUGGGUAAAGACAUGUUUGACCCCAGACCAGCUCAGCGGAUCAACACCUUUAUAUCUGGGAUGGCUGCUCGCUUCAGGAAUGCCAGGAGCUUGUCAGGACAAGUAUUUCCCUGCUCAGAAGGGCAUCUGUGUGAUGUCUGCGCCAACCACAAGCAGAGGACAGAAGAGUGUAAAGAAAGGGGGAAGACGCCAGAGAAGACCAGAGCUUGUGUUGAGCAUUUGAUCCAGGAGAGAUUACUGAAGAUUGAGCAGCUUAAACAGUCGGUGAAGCUCAGCAAGCAGGACGCAGGCACGGCCACGACAGCCAUCGCUGAGAAUUGUUCCAGUCUGAUCAAUUCUGUACAGAAAAGUUUGGACCAUUUUAAGGACGUGAUUGAACAGAAACAGAAAGAAACAGAAAAACAGGCAGAAGGUUUCAUAAAGCAGCUGGAAGAGGAGAUCUCCGAGCUGAUGGCAGAACGGUCAGAGAUGAUGCAGCCGGCACAAACCAAAGAGCAUUCAUAUCUUCUCCAAAACACCCAACCAAUGAAGGACUGGACCAGGGUCACGGUCCAGUCCUCCUGCGACGUGACGGUGAGGACAGCUGCUGCUAAGCUGGAGAGAAUCAGCAAAGAGAUGAAGGAGCUGUCCAGUCGGGUCGAGCUUGAGAAAGUCCGGCUGUACGGGGUGGAUGUGACUCUGGAUCCAAAUACGGCAAAUCCCUACCUGGUCCUGUCUGAUGAUGGGAAAAGAGUAAGCUGCGGUGACGCUGAACAGGUUCUCCCAGACAGGCCAGAGAGACUGUCCUCCUUUGGAGUCUUGGGAAGGCAGAGCUUCUCCUCAGGAAGGUUUUACUACGAGGUGAAAGUUAAAGGGAAAACUAAAUGGGACUUAGGAGUGGUCCGAGAGUCCGUCAACCGGAAAGGGGAGAACACAAUUUGCCCUGAAAACGGCUACUGGGUUGUAUGGUUAAGAAACGGUCAUUACAGAGCCCUUACUAGCCCCUCUGAGCCUCUGUCUCUGAUGUCAAAGCCCCAAAAGGUGGGGGUGUUUGUAGAUUACGAGGAAGGUCUGGUUUCCUUUUAUGAUGCUGAAGCAGCACACCUCCUCUUCUCUUUCACUGCAUGUGACUUCAGUGAGAAACUCCAUCCGUACUUCAGUCCCUGUCCAAGUGACGAUGGACAAAACUCAGCCCCUCUGAUCAUCUCCAGCAUCAGUCAGACAUUAGACUGACGUCAUUUGUCAUUUCUUUAAACCAAGACAAAAAUAAUCUAUUAGAGGAUGGUUAUAUGCGACUCUUUGUGUUUUGGAUUGAUCUGAUACAUUUAAGUGUGGAAAAGAAAGUAAGGGUCCUGUCUAGAGACACAAUGAACUGACUCCUCCUCCAUGUCGAAUAAAGGCCUAUAAAGCAAAGUACGGAUAAUUUGGACGCAGUAGGGACUGAUAUCAAAUGUUAGUCAAACUGUUAUUUGAGAGGUACAGGAAGAGCAGCUCUGCUUUAUUAACCUUUGUCAACGUCCUUGGCUGAAGAACUGAGAGCAGGGACGGCUGACCGUUGAUAACAAACAGCUUGGAUGAACAAGGGAUGUUCCACCCUACUUUAAGAUGUUCAUGUCUAAUCUAAACCAAUAAUUCAAGCAAUUACUGGAAAUGCCAUGAAGUGGUUCUGAAUAAUUAUAAUCCCAAUAAAAAUAUUUGGGAGGUAUUGAAAUGUUUAAACUGUCUGAUAUGGUUAGAUAAAUGUGUAAACUCGGUGUAUCGGUAUAGAUGUUUUUGUGAAUAUUUGUGGCGCAAGAAAACCCUCCAACCUGGUUGAAAAGCUCUUUAAUGCCCUCUGGUGGCAAGUUAGAUUUGUUAACACAAAACCUAAUCUUUAACUUUGAUCCUGGAUAGGUAUCAUAGUUUUUUCUUUUAAUCACCAUUCCAAGCAAUAAUUUGGGAAGCUCAACUCUAUGGUGUCUCUGUGUGAAUUAGAAAUGAUUUUACAUGCUUUCAUUUAGUCUCGGGUGGAUUAUUGGAAUGGACUUUUGACCUGUUUUGACAACUCUAUUGUGCAUCAUUGUAUUCACUGUGCAGAAUGCUGCGGCGAGAAUUUCAACACCACCCCCAUCUUGGCUUCACUUCACUGGCUACCAGUAAAUUUAAGGUUUCAUUUUAAACUAUAUAAUAAACUAUAUAAUAUAUCUCAGAUGUGCUCAAGCCCAGUCUGUCAGAGCUCUGAGGUCAGCUGAUCAGAGACUAUAGUUAGUCCCACAUACAAGGUUUAAGACCCGUGUGGAUGGAGCGUUUCAGGCCGGAGUGCCCAAAUUGUUUCAUUCUCUUCUAUUGUUUUUCACUGUGUCGACUUCACUGAUCAUUUUUUAAACGCAGCAAAAACAUAUUUGUGCAGAUUGGCUUUUAGUUAAUUGUAAUCUUUAUUUUUCUUUGUGUUUUGUAACACACUUUGUGAUUUAUCUGUGAAAGAUGUUAUAUAAAUAAAAAUUCA
Messenger RNA from Fundulus heteroclitus (mummichog), 2622 nucleotides. RefSeq names its product zinc-binding protein A33. Lineage: Eukaryota; Metazoa; Chordata; Actinopteri; Cyprinodontiformes; Fundulidae. The record is from RefSeq and is a predicted model, not a curated record. The transcript has a single exon. The coding region runs from base 171 to 1370 and encodes 399 amino acids. Gene Ontology annotation, molecular function: protein binding.